ACAGACAGACAGACAGGUUCCUGAUCGUCCAGUGUGUGAAACACAAACAAAUCCCUGUAAGAAUUCUGACUAAUGUACAGACUAAACCUGCCUUUUAUUUCUAUAGAUAAUAAACCUAGACUUCUCCUGAUUGGUCAGCACGCGGCCCCGGGCUGUGACGUGGCGGGACGCUAUUGGACAGCCUGGAGGUGACCGUGUUUUAAGUCCGUGCGCGCGCGGCGGUCAGACCCGAGAAGCUCCAGAUGGACUCGUGCGUCCCGUCGGUGCUCGCGCUGCUGCUCCUGCUCGGUAUUUCCGGUACAUCACCGGAUGGUGUGUUGGACGCAGUGACGUCAGAUGGUGUGUCCGGUGCGGUGGUGUCGGUGGAGCCGGGCAGCAGCGCGCGCUCUGUGUGCAGGCCCGUGCCCGGCGCGAUGACUCUGUGCCGCGGUCUCGGUUACGCGCACAUGCGGCUUCCCACGCUGCUGGGUCACGAGAGCGCGCGCGAGGCGCAGCAGCAGUCGGGCGCGUGGCUGGCUCUGGUCCAUAAGCGGUGUCACCGGGACACCACGCGCUUCCUGUGCACGCUCUUCGCCCCCGCGUGCCUCCCCGAGCUCCCUGCGCCCGUGCGCCCGUGCCGCGGCCUGUGUGAGAGCGUGCGCGGCGCGUGCGCGCCGGUGAUGAACGCGUUCGGGUUCCCGUGGCCUGAAGCCUUCAACUGCAGCCGCUUCCCCGCUCGCAGCUCCUCACUCUGCGUCCCCGGAAGUGACGUCACCAGCGGGGACCACGUGGGGCCCACUGACGUCAUCCAAGGUACAGUGGUGUGUGAGGCAUGCAGCCCGGAGUCUGAGGCCGAGAGGGAGAUCGAGGAGAACUUCUGCACCAAUCAGUUUGCAUUCAGGCUUCAGAUUGGCUCCUCCUCCCUGGAGGGGCGUGACCUGCGAGUGGAGCCUCAGGGGCGGAGUCGGGUCCUGCGGUGGGAAGGCAGCGAGUCGGAGCAGCAGGCGGCGAUGCAGCAGAGCGCCCUCUGGCUGAGAGACGCCGGUAACUGCUCAUGUCAGGCCCUGGAUGGGCGGAGCUUGGGUCCAGUCCUGGCCCUGGGGAACAUGGAGGACGGACGCAUCGUCCUCUCCCAGCUCGUGAAAUGGCCUCAUCGCGAGAAGGAGCUGAAAAAGUUCAUCAGGAAACUGAGCAGGAAGUCAUGCUGACGUCCCCGCCGAUACACGUGAAGAGGCGUGUCGAUUUCCAUCGUUCUGACUUAACGAGGAGAGAGUUUAAUUUCAAACCUGAGGCCCGAUAGUUUCUGAUGUCAAGUGAAAAGAGAAAUGAUGGAUUUAAUUAGAAACCUUAGUAAUUAUCCUGCUAAUGCUGUUAAUAUCAGCACUGAACUAAUUCUAGUGAUUUACUUUUACACACUGCUUUCAAAAGUGUUUUUCAAACAUCACGAUUUUAAUUAUAAAAUUAAUUCUAAAGUUCCUUUAAUUUUAUAGAAUGUUUGAGUUUAUUUCUG
Molecule: messenger RNA, 1489 nt
Organism: Clarias gariepinus (North African catfish)
Lineage: Eukaryota; Metazoa; Chordata; Actinopteri; Siluriformes; Clariidae
Gene: sfrp2l
Product: secreted frizzled-related protein 2 like
Exons: 3
Coding region: 243-1187 (314 amino acids)
Biological process (GO): canonical Wnt signaling pathway; negative regulation of canonical Wnt signaling pathway; non-canonical Wnt signaling pathway
Molecular function (GO): Wnt-protein binding
Source: RefSeq, a predicted model, not a curated record